Aspergillus ruber CBS 135680 is the source of this 1413-nucleotide messenger RNA. RefSeq names its product C-x8-C-x5-C-x3-H type zinc finger protein. Gene Ontology annotation, molecular function: metal ion binding. The transcript has 4 exons. The record is from RefSeq and is a predicted model, not a curated record. Lineage: Eukaryota; Fungi; Ascomycota; Eurotiomycetes; Eurotiales; Aspergillaceae. The coding region runs from base 1 to 1413 and encodes 470 amino acids.
AUGCUUAGAGACCAUGAUAUCCAGAAACUGGCUGGCCAGUUACGUGCUGUCGAUCGGGAAAAUCAGCAGCAUUAUGAGAAUCUGAGUGCUCUCUUGGGAAAUUUCAAUUCGUUACUGGAGAGCUAUAACCUGUUGAAGAGCGACUAUGAAGAGGAGAAGGAAGCACGGGAGAAGUAUAAGAAGAUGGCUAGGGGACAGGAACGGAAUCCUUUCGUCUUGGUGCUUGUGGAUGGUGAUGGAUAUCCGUUCCAAGAGGAUCUUAUCAGAAGCCGCAAUGAAGGUGGAAUAACAGCUGCACGACGUAUGACUGACAGUAUCAAAGAACUAUUGCAUGACCGGCUCGGGGACCAAGCUGAGCAGUGCCGUGUCAUGAUACGCAUCUACGCCAAUCUUCUGGGUUUAUCCAAGGCUUUGGCUCGCGCUGGGCUUGUUGGACACGAAGCUCGUUCAUUUGCAGCGUUUGCGUCUAGUUUUACUCGCUCACAGGAUUUAGCAGAUUUUAUCGAUGCGGGUGAUAAGAAAGAAGGAGCGGAUCAUAAGAUUAGAGAAAUGUUCCGUCUAUUCGCUGAUAUUAACCAGUGCAAACAUAUCUUCUUCGCGGGCUGUCAUGAUGUUGGCUAUCUCUCGUUCUUGAUGCCCUACCGAGGCAUGGCGGAUCGUAUCACCCUACUUAAGGGACCAUCGUUCCAUCCUGAAUUCAAAACAUUGGGACUGCCUAUCUCUGAAAUACCCUCUCUUUUCAUGUCGAGUCCACUUGGCAGCAGCCUUGAACCGAUUACAUCUAAAUCAGCGGUACCUAAAUCGGCGGUCUGCUGGUUCUUCCAAAAGGGUAUUUGCAAAUACGGCAAUGAUUGUUCUAAGCAACACAUAUCAUCACAACAACAUGAAAUGUCUAAAGCCCAAGAAAAUAAGUCGGACACUCAAAGCACCGUGCGAGAAAUGAGGCAUUAUGCGACAAUACCCCGAUCUCCUUCGAGUAAGGACGAAGGACCCCUAGUGCACAUCAACAGAAAUGGAGAUCGCAUUGACACUGCCAUUUCGCAACCAACAAAUGAAGAAUGGAACGCAUAUGCCCGCCGAGCCAAACAACACAAGAUCUGCAACCAGUACCAUUUGGGCGGUGAAUGCAGCAAUCUGAACUGUCAGUUUGACCAUAGUCACGUCGACGAAAGCUUGAUCGAGGUCAUGCGGUAUAUCAUGCGACAGCAUGUAUGCCCAAAUGGAUCUGAUUGCCGACUUGGCAAGUGUUAUCUCGGUCAUAUGUGUCAGAAGCCUGGGUGCAAGGGUGGCAAACCCUGUCGCUUUAGCCAGCACGCCCAUACCCUUGAUCGUCAAAUUUAUGGCAAUACCACGCCAACCGAUACACAUAGUUAUGACUCUAGUAGUUCGGAAGAUUAUGACUAUCUAGCUUAA